Messenger RNA from Hordeum vulgare subsp. vulgare (domesticated barley), 2854 nucleotides. RefSeq lists its product as uncharacterized. Lineage: Eukaryota; Viridiplantae; Streptophyta; Magnoliopsida; Poales; Poaceae. The record is from RefSeq and is a predicted model, not a curated record. The transcript is spliced from 11 exons. Bases 1206 to 2633 code for a protein of 475 amino acids.
GGCUCGAUAUCCAAUCACUGGAGACCCCCUGCUCCUUGGUUUCCUCCUACCGGUUCAAGUCGAGGGGAUCCAACGCCGCUUGUGGGGUUCUCUUCCGUCUCCUCGUGCAUGUGCGUCGGCCUCCCUUACCUUGACCUCGUGCUCCUCCGCAAGCCGCCUCGACCAUGCAACCCUCGUCCUUGCUCCUCUCGAGCGCAAGCACCCCGACCAGCCAGGGCCUUGGCUGACCUCCUCUUCCCAGCGCCCUACUCUAUUCUUCCUCGUCUCCAUCCAUCUCCAUUUUCUCACCUCGUCUUUCUCACUCUUCUGAACAGGUGCCCGCAUGGAUGUCGCCCAGAGGAGCUCCUCCCGAGCCGGAGCAGGAGAGACCAAGGAUGGUGCACCUCCGAACAUGCCAACUGCUUGGCCGACUCCCCGUUGCUGACCACCGGAGCUGACUAUGGAGCCACGGCCGCGCCCUGCAAGCUCCAUCUCACCGGACCGAGCCCAACAACCACUAGGAAUGGAGCAGGUGCUCCCGAUUCUUCCCAUCCCUCUCGCGCCCUGCCACAGCCAAAUGCCCCGACCUGCAUCCCCAACCUGCAUCCCUGACCUGGCAACAGUGUUGCGUUUUCAGUUUUUGUCGAAUUUGCGAGAAGGGAUUUCUGAAAAUGCCAAGGAGAAAGAGGAACUGGACGGAACACACUGUAGGUGGUAGGGGAGCAGUCAAUAAGGGCCACAUUGACGGUACUGAGCGAAAUAGGGCAUCACCAUAGGCUAUUUGCAAGCUAUACAAGCACAUAAAUGAAGAUCAACGUGCUGCUAUCAGAGACAUGAGUACUGGAGCGUUCCUUGACAUCAAGUGUGGUUACUUGCACAACACCCUUGUGACAUGGUUCACUAGGCAGUACCACUCAGGGAGGAAAGGUUUUGUUGUGCCUAGACGUGGGUUCAUCCCACUAACCGAGGAAUCUGUUCAUAAGAUUUUGGGCAUUCCUCGUGGAGAUAUCGAAAUCAAGUAUUAAGCUGACUACGACAAUGAAGAUGAAAUUGCAAGUUCUUUGUUCCCACGCGAUGGCAGCAGGCCAAAGAUCACGACAAUUGCUACUGCAAUCAUCAACAACAACAAUGGUGAUGCUAGUUUUAAGAAGUUAUGGCUUAUUUAUAUCGUCUCAACCGUGUUGGCUUCUACAACGGAUACAAGGAUCAGCAACAAGUGCUACCCCAUGCUGGAACACAUUUACGAGGCAAACAGGCUCAACUUGUACAAAUUUGUUGUGGCCCAGCUACAUGAGCACCUCUCAAAGGGCAAGUUCACAAAAGGAUGCCUUCUUUACUGCAUGCUACGGUAUCUUGAUGCUUUGGAUUGCGAUGGCAUGGAGCUUGAGUUACCCAACACCCCGUACACAAUUAAUGCAUGGUCCAAGACACAUGUCGAUGUUGUCGCUGAGAUGGACAUGCUGGAGCAUGAUCCACCCAGUUUUGGCAACUUUCAGGAUAAGCUUAAAGCUACCACAGUUAUCAGCAAGUUUGCAUCAGGGGUUGGCACAUUGUUUAAUCAAUUUGCAUCAGGGGUUGACACACUCCUUACAGAGCUCGUGCAGGGACUGACGGCACCCGCAACUAGAAAUACAACUACAAGUAGAAUAAAAAGGGGCACCGAGGAAAGAGAAAGUGAUGAUACAUCGUCCGAAGAUUCAGCAGAAUCUGACAAUGACACAAAUGAGGACAACAUGGAUAUUGAACGUGACAAAAAGAAGAGGGUGACAAGAGAGGAGGACAUCACCAGAGGCAAUGUCGAAUCACCAUUGACAAAAAAUGUGAGAGAUGUGGCAGGUGAAAUGGAGAACACGGCGUAUGAUCCAUCUCAGGGAGCAAAUUUCUUCGGUGGUGCUCGCGAGACAGAAGUUUGUGACAACACAUCAAGUGGGGAUCCAUCUGCACAGUUUGACACCAAGUCUCCAUCAAGAUCAACUUCACAUCUAAACCUCCCAUCUGACAGCGAUAUGUGCAGUCCAGAUAACAAUUCCCCUGCAGAUACACUUGUUUCACUUAUAUCCGAGGGGAACAGCCAGGAGUUGGAGGAAAAGAUUAGAGGCAGCGCAGCAGGGCUUGCUAACAGGCUGCGUGAGCUGAAAAGCACAAGACCGGCUGAUAUAGAACAGGGUGAUGGGAGCACACAUGAAGAGAUUAAGCGUAUCGUUGUGAAAGAGCUCGAACUGCUGAAAGAAACAUGUGGGCAGCAAUUCGAGGAGAGAAAUACCUGCAAAGACUUAAGGAAGAUCAAUGCACGUCCCAUAAAGAUGACGCCAAGGAGAAGAAUCAAGGAAGCAUGGAAGUUAUACUACGAUAAGUCGAGGGUUCAGAUUGAAAACUACGAACUCGUGAUCAUUGACGCCCCAAAACAGGCUGUAAGGAGUGUGCACUGUGGCUUCUACAUGCUGGAAUAUCUUGAUAAGUGGGAUGGUGUAAAUGUGCCUCGAAUUUGGAAAGAGGACAUCCAAAAAAUAAAGAAGAUAACAGACAACAAAUGGCACAACGCUCCUUUCAACAAAAACAAAAAGUGGAAACAGCAGCUUGACAGCAACUGUCCAGGAGGGGAUUUGAGAUCAGAAGCUGAAGAUCCAGAGGGAGAAAGAGAGGUGGAUAUCUGAAGGGGCCAAGAAAAAGAGAGAGGGGUUGCCUUUUUGAGUUGGAGAAAACAAGAGAUCUGAGGGAAAACAACAGAUCUGAGGGUGCUAUUUUUUUAUUCCUUUUCUGUAAGCAGAUUCAUAUUUGUGGGAAACUCCAGAAUUUAGAUGGAGCAGUUGCAUACCUGUAAUUUUUUACUGCCUUGGAUCACUUGGACAACUCCAGAAAUUGUCUCUUUUCUUGA